Messenger RNA from Meloidogyne enterolobii, 211 nucleotides. The record is from the annotation of a GenBank genome assembly. NCBI's taxonomy places the organism in Eukaryota, Metazoa, Nematoda, Chromadorea, Rhabditida, Meloidogynidae.
AUGGUACUCCUCUUCAAGGCUUUUUAUCUUCAAGGCUUAAUACCUGAAAUGAUAAAGAAGGGCAACAAGAUGUAUGAGAUGAAGGGCUUUGAGGAUGGUCAUUGGCCUUGGUUUUGGCCUGGACCCUCGGUUUUUGGUUUGAUUGACAGCCCGGUUUUUGGAUAAUAUGGACACGCUCUUGACACUUGUCUUCAGUCCCGGUUCGGUUGAC